AUGAUAUUAGACGCAUCCUUUGGUGGUUCAGUACUUUUUAAGACUGCUGAUGAAGCCAUUGCUGUGAUAGAAAAUAUGGCUUCCACUGAUUUGAGGAGCCAACAUGGGAGAAUUCCAGCACAGAAGAGAGGAGUGUAUGAACUGAGUGCCCAGGAUGCACUACUUGCUCAAAACAAGCUUCUUUCUCAACAAAUGGAGCUGUUAACUCAAAGCAUGGCUAAGUUACCUCAGCAGUUACAAGCACUGCAAGCUCAUUCACAACCACAUCAGCAAGUCAUGAGAUGUGAUUUCUGUGGAGAUGAUCAUCCUAACGGUCAUUGUCAAGUUCCUGGUAGUUCCCAAUCUGAAGAAGUCAACUAUAUGGGGAACCAAGGACGUCAAAAUUUCUUCAACAAUCCUUUUCCUAAUCCUGCAAAUCAAGGAUGGAGACAAGCACAGGGAGCUUCAGGUAGUAGAAAUCCUUAUCAACCUGGGCAACAGUAUGCAUCUCAAAAUGACCGAACAGCAAAAUUAGAAGAUGCUUUGCAGAUGCUUAUACAGCAAUCCAUCCAAAAUCAGAAAAACACUGACGCUUCAAUCAAAAAUUUAGAAGUGCAAGUAGGUCAGUUGGCCAAGCAAUUGGCAAAUCAACAGGGUGGUCAAUUCUCUGCUAAUACUCAAACAAAUCCAAAGGAAGAAUGCAAAGCUAUAACCACCAGAAGUGGGAAGGAAAUAAGAAUAUUUGAGGAAGAAACUCUUCAACAGAUUCCAACCUAUUCUCGCUUCAUGAAGGAUUUACUCACGAAGAAGAAAAAGUACAUUGAAGCAGAGACCAUUGAAGUACAAGGCAACUGUAGUGCUAUCAUCCAAAAGCUUCUCCCACCUAAAUUCAAAGAUCCGGGUAGUUUUACUAUUCCUUGCACUAUAGGGAAUCUAGCUAUUGGGAAAGCUCUGAUUGAUUUGGGAGCAAGCAUCAAUCUAAUGCCCCUCUCUAUGUUCAAAAAGAUUGGAGAGUUAGAUCUGAAACCUACAAGGAUGACUUUACAAUUAGCAGACAGAUCUAUUAAAUACCCUCAUGGGGUGGUGGAAGAUGUGCUUGUUAAAGUUGACAAAUUUGUCUUUCCAGUGGACUUUGUAAUAAUGGAGAUGGAGGAGGAUACUGAGGUUCCUCUCAUUCUGGGUAGACCAUUCAUGAAGACUGCAAGAGUUCUAAUUGAUGUAGAUAAUGGCAAACUCAAGGUGAGAGUACAGGAUGAAGAAGUGAAUUUCAAUGUUUUUGAAGCUAUGUCUCACCCCAAUGAUGAUGAAGCAUGUUUUCAAGUUGAUGUUCUGGAUGAGAAGAAAAAUUGA
Vigna angularis (adzuki bean) is the source of this 1329-nucleotide messenger RNA. RefSeq lists its product as uncharacterized. The record is from RefSeq and is a predicted model, not a curated record. Bases 1 to 1329 code for a protein of 442 amino acids. Lineage: Eukaryota; Viridiplantae; Streptophyta; Magnoliopsida; Fabales; Fabaceae. The transcript is spliced from 3 exons.